ACACGCACGUGACGCCACGUGACGCCCAGGCAGACAUACUUCACCCACCCAACUUUGCUUCUUGUUUGUCCACUCAACCUCCACCUUUCUGCUUCCUGCUUCAUCGACACUCUUCGCAUCGUCCUUCUUCGAGACCAUGCAGGGGCUCCGACCUCUCUGCUCUGCUUGGUAACGAGCAGCAUCAAUUGAGAUCACUUCAUCCUCCGCAAGACCACGAAGGAUCUCCAACACCUCUGCUCUCACCGUUCAACCCUCACUUUAUUUCAUCCGACGCCACAAACGAACACAGCAAACAUGGCACCCUCCCGGUACAACAGAAGCCACGACUACUGGAAGAUUGGCGACUACAGUAACGAGCCCAUGGCGCGUAUGCAACGAGUGCUUGCCAAACGGAACUUCAAAGCUCCUCGCGCCAAAGACAGAGAGAUGCUGGAAGGAUACAUGAAGCGCAGCGACCGUGGUCUCAUGUCGUACGUCGGCUGCAAGAACAACGAGCUGCGGAAGUUCAUCCGUGACCGUGGCAUCGAGAUGGCGAGCGACCGGCGUAAGAAGGGCUUGCGAUGGGAGCUGCUCCAGGCGCUCGAGAACGCAGACAAAAACCUCCGGUUCGAAAAGUUCACCAGUCUACCGCCCGAGUUGCGCAACAUGGUUUACGAGUGGUACUUCGCCGGCUUCAAAGAACCGCUCGAUGCUCCUGUGCAGCCGCCGAUCACACGAACAUCCAGCUUGAUUCGGACAGAGGCUCUGCCCGUCUUCUACGCAUCUUGCAUCUUCGCAUUGAGCCUGCGGAAAUGGAAGAGACUGGUGGAAACGACAAUCACCCACGAAUGUCUUCUCUGGCUCGUGAGCUGCAACACGAAGUACCUUCCGCGAAUUCGACGUCUUGCCGUGCAAUUACAGUCGCCGAACAAGGUCCACGCGCUCUUCAGCAUCGAGUUGCGAAAGAGUUUCGAAGCGUCUGACGAGGUCACAGGGUGGGCGCCUGACCAGCAGAUCGGCCCACUCAUGAAGCGGAAGCUGGAGCAAGCGCUCGGGGAUGUCGUAGCGGCACCAGGAGAGGGCGGGAAGCUGAAUAUGGGGCAUUUCUUCGCUUUGCGCGAGGAAGUCAGGGCGGGCCAUUGGUAUAAGUAGAACGGGCAGAGCAACGGUGCUGGACGAACCCCAAAGAGGAUGACAACAACGAAGGCAAUGGCAUGCGUGGAAUGAAUUCAAUCAGAGGAGAGCUGGGAGCUGAUGGAAAGGAGAG
This is a messenger RNA of Neohortaea acidophila, 1246 nucleotides long. RefSeq lists its product as uncharacterized. The record is from RefSeq and is a predicted model, not a curated record. NCBI's taxonomy places the organism in Eukaryota, Fungi, Ascomycota, Dothideomycetes, Mycosphaerellales, Teratosphaeriaceae. The transcript is spliced from 2 exons. The coding region runs from base 295 to 1131 and encodes 278 amino acids.